UUGAUUUGUACCACCCCUACUGUUAACUCACACAGCACAGUUCUGUUAAUUAUUGGAAAGUUUUUUAAUGGAACAAAUUUAAUUAAAUUACAAAAGUUGUUUACCCGCUGCGGCACUUGGACACCCAGAAAGUAAAACAAAGCAGUGCUCGGGGACAGCAAUUGAAUAGUACCAGAAUCCGGGACAUCGGAGGCAGCGAGCCGCGACAAAGAAGUGCACAAAGAGAGAUAGCCAGUGCAAAACCCGUUUCUUCCAACCGAUAAAAGGGGCGUCUAUAGCUCUGCCGAUCCGGAGCCCCUGGCAUUGCACCACUAUGAUGGUUGAGUCCGAUGGAACCGCCGACGCCACCCGCCGCCUAAACGUGAAGAAGCAAACACUGGACGAUGCGUACGCCGUGCCCGCCAACUUCCUGGAGAUCGACGUGGUCAAUCCGCUGACCACCAUGGCGGCGGGCAAGAAGCGCUACACGGACUACGAGGUCCGGAUGCGGACCAAUCUGCCCGUCUUUAAGGUAAAGGAGUCCAGUGUCAGGCGACGCUACAGCGACUUUGAGUGGCUGCGAAACGAGCUGGAGCGGGAUAGCAAGAUUGUGGUGCCACCACUCCCAGGAAAGGCAUGGAAGCGGCAGAUGCCCUUCCGCGGCGACGAGGGCAUCUUUGACGAAAGCUUCAUCGAGGAGCGGCGCAAGGGACUGGAGGCCUUCAUCAACAAGAUAGCCGGACAUCCGCUGGCGCAGAACGAGCGCUGCCUGCAUAUGUUCCUGCAGGAGAAUGUCAUAGAUAAGAACUACGUGCCCGGCAAGAUUCGGAACACAUAAGCAGCUUAGUCCGGCGCAAUCGAAACCCCCUAACCAUAGCAAUGCAAUGAAGCAAAAACUCGAACGAACAAACCUGCUACGAAAUCUUUAUGGGAAGCCGUGUGAAUGUGUGUGCUUGCCCGGAUUGGAGGAGGAUGGAGCAGAUGAGCGAUGAUGUAGGUUGGUGGAGAAGGGAUCUGUUAUGCGACGCGAUACGAGGCGGGAAGUGCUGCUGCUCAGUUAAUGUUGAGCCCCUCUCAGCCCCCGGGGAUUAGUUAAAAACCAGCAUUGGGAAUUUUUAAUGCUAAAUUCAAGUUUAUAUGGUAUACAUAACAAUAUACAUACACAUAUAUAUAUAUUAUACACAAUACACAUAUUUACGAAUAGUGUACAUAAGACAUGCCUACUACGCCCUCGCUAAAUGAGUCUCGAAAGUAGGAGCUGCCCCUCCCAUUUUCCCGAUCCUCAGUUUCUUCGUUUUGAACCAUUGCAGCGGUAAUGAAGCAGCAAAUAAAAUAAGGGAGCCAUCCUGACCCCAAAAUCGAUCCCUUGUAAGUGUAUGCAAAUUAUUGAAUAUUUUGAAACAGUUUAGUGAAUAAUAUUGUACUUCGAAUCAAAUUAAAAUAAUUCAAAAAUAUUGAACUGCUGAUAUUAUUUGAAUGUGCUUGAAAAUGAUGCGCAACUGAAGAUUAAGUUGAGUUUUGUAUAAAAUAUUAGCCUUUUUCCUAGCCAAUUCUGCGGGAUGGAAGUUUGUUCUUCAACUGGUCGAUGUUGAAUCUAUGUAGUUCCCAUCAUAUAAACCAGGCGAGGAUUAAUAACAAUAUGAUGAAACAGGAAACUUCGAUUGAAUGCAAGGAUAAUUACAGUUGGGUGGGUAGGUGGAUCAAAAAUUGUAAACGAUAAAUGGAUAUUUUAUUAUUCUAAAUAUUAUAUAUCAUCACAAACAAAAGUCUCAGUUGAAAUAAAGGUAUAGGUUUCGCGCGCUGCAAAUCUAGACUAGUGAUGUGCUGCCACCUAUCGACAGCAAAAUGCCAAUUUGACCAUUGUAAAGUUAAAAUUUUAUA
Molecule: messenger RNA, 1860 nt
Organism: Drosophila melanogaster (fruit fly)
Lineage: Eukaryota; Metazoa; Arthropoda; Insecta; Diptera; Drosophilidae
Gene: Snx3
Product: sorting nexin 3
Exons: 3
Coding region: 314-817 (167 amino acids)
Biological process (GO): regulation of protein metabolic process; regulation of protein transport
Cellular component (GO): cytosol; Golgi membrane; cytoplasm
Molecular function (GO): phosphatidylinositol binding
Source: RefSeq, marked reviewed